Messenger RNA from Linum tenue, 1984 nucleotides. The record is from the annotation of a GenBank genome assembly. NCBI's taxonomy places the organism in Eukaryota, Viridiplantae, Streptophyta, Magnoliopsida, Malpighiales, Linaceae.
UUUUAUGAGAGAGUUGAGGCUGUGCAUGGAAUAGAGAGAAAGAGGAAAACAUUUUCUCAAAUUUUUGUUUAUUUCCUUUCUUCUUCUCUUCUCUCUUCCAUAGCUUGUGAAAUCUCUUUGGCUUCCAUUUUAUUUCAAUAUUACCAUUUGAUUUUAUCGUGCCAUUGACAAAGGAAGGUUCUUACCAAAGGAACCAAAGGGCCCUUCUUUUUUUUGUCUAGGUCAGCAAGUUUCAAAGAAGGCUCUUUUUCUUUUCUACUUUUUAUGAUUGCUUGAAGAACUUGUCACGAGUUCUGGAAGGAACAAGGAAAAAGGGAAGAAUGUUGAGGUAUUGGAUGUUGGUGGUUCAAUUGAUUGAGUUGUUUGUGAGUGCUUUGGUGCAUAUGCUCUAUGGCUUCUACAUAUUCAGCUCUGCGGUGGCCGGGGAUCUCUCUCAGGGAUUGAGUGAUUGGUAUUUUAAACCUAACAUGGACCUCGUCAUUAAAGAACUACAACAGCAAGAACCGACAACCACAACAAAUUCUACCAGCACUGGACUAAAAGAUCUCCCUCCAAUUGUAUUGGUCCAUGGAAUUUUUGGAUUCGGCAAAGGGAGAUUAGGAGGCUUAUCAUAUUUUGCAGGGGCCGAAAACAAAGAUGAGAGGGUUCUUGUCCCUGAUUUGGGUUCCCUAACUAGCAUUUAUGAUAGGUCAAGGGAGCUAUUCUAUUAUUUGAAAGGAGGACAAGUUGAUUAUGGUGAUGAACACAGUAAAGCUUGUGGACAUUCUCAAUUUGGAAGGAUGUAUGAACGAGGGAAUUACCCUGAAUGGGAUGAAGAUCACCCCAUUCACUUUGUUGGCCAUUCUGCAGGAGCCCAAGUUGUUAGAGUUUUGCAACAAAUGCUUGCUGACAAGGCCUUCAAGGGCUAUGAGAACACUUCUGAGAGUUGGGUAUUGAGCAUUACAUCCUUAUCCGGAGCAUUUAAUGGAACUACGCGAACAUACUUGGAUGGGAUGUAUCCUGAAGAUGGAAAGAGCUUGAAAUCAAUAUGUUUGCUUCAAAUAUGUCGUCUUGGUGUGAUUGUCUAUGAUUGGCUUGACAUACCUUGGUUGAAGGCUUACUACAAUUUCGGGUUUGAUCACUUCAAUAUGUCUUGGAAGAAAAAAGGCAUUUCAGGUUUGGUGGAUUGCUUAUUAGGUAGUGCAGGUCCAUUUUCCUCAAUGGAUUGGAUACUUCCUGAUCUUACGAUCCAAGGGUCUCUAGCCCUCAACUCCCACCUACAAACAUUCCCCAAUACAUACUAUUUCAGCUACGCAACCAAGCGUACAAGUAAAAUCAUGGGUAUCACUAUGCCUUCCAGCAUCUUUGGCAUCCACCCCAUGCUUUUCAUUAGAGUUCUCCAGAUGAGCCAGUGGCGACAUCCUUCUGAGAUUUCUCCUCCUUACAAAGGAUACAGAGAUGAGGAUUGGCAGGACAAUGAUGGUGCCCUCAACACUAUAUCCAUGACACACCCUCGAUUCCCAAUCGAGCACCCAAGCCAUUUCAUUCAAGAUGAUUCCACUUGUGAAUCCUUACGUCCGGGAAUCUGGUAUUACAAGAUUGUUGAGGGGGAUCACAUAUUGUUCAUUGUCAACAGAGAAAGGGCAGGAGUUCAAUUUGAUUUGAUAUACGAUAAUAUUUUUGAACGAUGUAGAAAACAUGUAUUUAAAAGGAAUCCACAAAUGUUGCCCAAUGAAGCACAACAGUGACUAUAGAAUACCCUUCAAUUUCUUUUGUUCAUUGUUUACCCUCCAAAGUCACCAACAUGUAUAGAGAGGAGAGAGCUAAGUUAGGAAAGAAAGAUCAGAAUAGUAGAAGAGAUAAUGGAGAAAGGAGUUUUAAUUGUUUAUUGCAAAGUUGAUAUACUUUUUUGGCUUUUUUCCCCUCUCCCCAACUUGCUCAGGUGUAUAAAUUAUCCUCUAAAGGGUUUUCAAUCUUCAAUCAAAUAUCUUCUUUUCCAACAUAA